Trichoplusia ni (cabbage looper) is the source of this 1614-nucleotide messenger RNA. It is a transcript of the gene Dip-B, whose product is annotated as putative aminopeptidase W07G4.4. Gene Ontology annotation, biological process: proteolysis. Gene Ontology annotation, molecular function: metalloaminopeptidase activity; manganese ion binding. Gene Ontology annotation, cellular component: cytoplasm. The coding region runs from base 41 to 1567 and encodes 508 amino acids. The transcript has a single exon. The record is from RefSeq and is a predicted model, not a curated record. Lineage: Eukaryota; Metazoa; Arthropoda; Insecta; Lepidoptera; Noctuidae.
CGCUUCGUCCCAGUGUGACUUAUACAGUGCGAACAACAACAUGUCUGCAACCGAAUUUAAGUUAUACGAUAACGUAUUUAUAGAAACUAAUAUACAAUCAAUUGAUUAUGACGCUGUGAUCCUUAUUCUCUACCCGGAGGAUUUGAAUGUACCUUUGCCAAGGCAUAUCGGGAGUUUUAUCGAUAAUAUUGCGAAAGUCGAUAAGCACAUUCACAAGACAGCUACAGUCUGGAAUUGUGAGUACGUUUCUGGAGGAAGACUUGUGCUGUCUCCAACUGGAAAGAUAACGCCGUAUCAUGACGCAAGAGUGGUUAAAGAUGCAGCUAUCAAAGGGAUGCAACGAGCUCUCGAUGCAGGAGCGAAGAAACCGCUGUUGGUUGUUCAAAAUGUUGUAAGAUUCCCAGUUGGUCAGCUGGUCUGCAUACUUGGGGCAUUGGAGUCCUUGUACGUGCCACUACAGAUCAGAGAGAGAGAUGCAACGAAGAAUUUCUUGAGGAUCGGACUUCAUUCCGAAGAGCAAUUGAGCGAGAAAUUUGAAAGGACAGUCCGCAAUGCGAUCGCGAUCGAAAAAUCUAGAAUUUUCACUCGAGACAUCGCCGGUUCUGACCCAGAGCGAAUGACUCCUAACAACAUCGCUGAGUAUGUUAAAACUACGUUUCAAGGUGACAGUAACAUAACUCUAAAUGUCAUCGAUGACAUGGAAACUAUCAACAAGGAGUAUCCUCUUUUAGCAGCGGUGUCUAGAGCGUCCAGUCAAAUUGAGAGACACAGACCGAGGGUCGUUGAAAUUGAAUAUCGACCUUCGGAUUUAGCAAGGGUCACGAGUACAUUACUUUUAGUUGGCAAAGGAGUGACGUAUGACACUGGUGGUGCGGAUUUAAAGAUUUCGGGUAAGAUGGCAGGUAUGGCUCGCGACAAGUGUGGUGCCGCGGCUGUAGCUGGCUUCCUCAAAGCUUGCGCAAUCCUCAAACCUCCACAUUUGAAGGUAAUUGGUGUUCUAUGCCUCUGCCGAAACUCCAUCGGUGAAGAUUCGUACGUGCCGGAUGAAUUACUCAUUUCGCGUAGUGGGAAAACUGUAAGAGUUACAAACACAGACGCUGAAGGAAGAUUUGCGAUGGCCGAUGCACUUUUUAAAAUGGGCGAAAUCGCUGAUACUGAAUUAAACCCGCAUAUUUACACGAUAGCCACUUUGACUGGACAUGCUAGACUGUGUUACGGUAAUUACACAGCUGCUUUAGAUAAUUUCAGUGCUGUGGGUCAUUCAAGAGACCUGCAGUCAACUGGAGGCAAAGUUGCUGAGGGCUUCGAGGACUCAGUAAUACGUCCUGAAGAUUUUUCUGUAAAUGUUGGCAAAUGCCGAGGCGAUGACCUUAUACAAGUUGAUACGGACGCUAAAUGCCGUCAUCAUCAGCUCGCUGCGGGCUUCCUUAUCAAAGUAGGAGGGUUGGAAACCAAGAAUAUUAAGUAUACUCAUUUGGAUAUAGCUGGGGCGGCCGGCGCACCCCCCUGCGAGCCAUCUGCCGUCCCAAUAGUUACUUUGUGUCAGAUACAUAAGGUCUUAAUGUGAUAAGCAAGUGAUUUAUUAAUGAUAUUUUUGAUAAUUUUACUGCAUUG